AUGUCGGAUAUCAAGCUCUACGGUCCAGUUCUGGGUAGCGCCGCUUUUAGCCUGGCAUCUGCGUCUACCUCUCCGGAUGAGGUUGGUACUUAUCAACCCGAUGAGGAUACGGAAGUUCCGAACGAUGAGACGGCGUUAAGGGAAGAGUCCUCAAGGGUGGACACUUUGCUGAGACAGGUCUCCCGCCUAUCCUUCUACGAAUCUGAGUUGACUGUCAAUCCCGAAAACUUUGAUUUGCGCAAGCUUCUCCACACUUACAUGAAGCAAAGCCAGAUGUCUGGCGUGAAGCUCAGAGACUUGGGCGUCUCGUUUGAGAAUAUGACCGUCACGGGUAUAGAUCAGCUGUACGCCUUUUUACCGACGGUUUCCGACGUUGUUGAGCUUCCGCUUACGAUUUACCGUGGUCUCCGUUCAUUGUCCGUUAAACCGCAGAGAGACAUCUUGCGUGAGAUGAACGGUUACGCCAGAAGCGGUGAGAUGGUGCUUGUGUUAGGAAGACCAGGUUCUGGAUGUUCUACUUUCCUAAAGGCCUUGUCUGGAACGGAUGUUAACAUGUAUACUGGCAUCACCGGCGACAUUGAGUACGAUGGGUUGCCCAGAAAGAGCAUGCUUAAGCAUUUCAAGCAGGACUUGAUCUACUGUCCCGAAUUGGACAUUCAUCUUCCUCAUCUUACUGUUGAACAGACAUUGGACUUUGCUAUCAAGUGCAAGAUGCCCGCCAAGCGUGCCAAUGACAUGUCGAAGAAGGAGUACGUGGUGUUCAUGAGAGAGAUGCUUGCAACCGUUUACGGUUUGCGUCACACAUACAAGACCAAGGUCGGCAACGACUUCGUCCGUGGUAUCUCUGGUGGUGAGAGAAAGAGAGUUUCGAUUGCCGAGGCUUUGGCUUGUCAGGGUACCGUCUACUGCUGGGAUAACGCCACCCGUGGUUUAGAUGCAUCCACAGCUCUUGAGUACGCGCAGGCUAUCCGUGUUUCGACUGAUAUUACUAGAUCCACUGCUUUUGUGACGAUUUACCAAGCUUCGGAGAAUAUCUAUGAUACCUUUGACAAAGUGACCGUGUUAUACAAGGGCCGUCAGGUCUACUUCGGUCCAACUCUGACCGCUAAAGCCUAUUUCGAGAAGAUGGGCUUCGAAUGUGCUCCUAGACAAUCGACGGCAGAGUUUUUGACCGCCGUCACAGACCCUAAUGGUCGUACACCAAGAAAGGGAUACGAGAACAAAGUUCCACGCAAUGCGGAUGACUUUGAGGCAUACUGGUUGGCAUCUGAGGAGUUCAAGACGCUCAAGCAGGAAAUACAAGACUACAAGGCUGGGACGAAUCUCGAUGAGACAAAGCGUCGCUUGAUCGAGUCGAUCAAACAAGAAAAACAGCCUGGUCAAAGAGUUGGCUCUCAUUAUACCGUCAACUUUUUCAAACAAUACAGUUUGAACUCUAGAAGAGCAUUCCAGAAUAUCAUGGGUGACAAGGCAUACACGGUGACACAAAUUAUUGCUGCAAUCCUGCAAAGUUUGAUCGUCGGCUCCUUGUAUUACAACACACCCGAUGACGUUACUGGUGCAUUUUCCAGGGGUGGUGUGGUAUUCUUUUCGGUUUUGUAUUUGUCUUUGAUGGGACUUGCAGAAGUUUCUAACUCUUUUGCGCAGAGGCCGAUCAUGUUGAAGCACCAUAACUACUCUUUAUACCAUCCAGCAGCAUGUUCUGUCGCUGAUGCGAUUACUGCCAUACCGAUUACCCUUUUGAUCAGUAUUGUCUUUACAAUUAUCCUUUACUUCCUCGCUAAUCUUAAGAGGGAUGCCGGUGCUUAUUUUACCUUCUUGUUGAUAUCCACCUUGGUUUCGUUGUGCAUGAAUGGUCUUUUUAAGGCUGUUUCGGCUUGGAAUAAGACAAUUUCGGCUGCUAACUCGUUUGCUGGUGUCUUAAUUUUGGCCGCUUUGAUGUACUCCUCUUUCAUGAUCCAAAGACAAUCCAUGAGAGUUUACUUCAAGUGGAUUUCGUACAUCAACCCUGUCCUUUAUGGUUUCGAAGCUAUGAUUACUACGGAGUUCCAUGGAAGAGAGAUGCCCUGUGUAUCAUCCUAUCUCGUUCCGAGCGGACCUGGUUAUGAUCCUUCUGAUGCAUCCUGUGCCUUUGCAGGCGCAGCCCCUGGCGACACGAUCGUGAACGGCGAUAGGUAUGUUGAACAAUCCUUCACAUACAGUUUCAGCCAUGUUUGGAGAAACUUCGGAAUCUUGAUUGGUUUUUAUGUCUUCUUCUUAGUGGUCGCUGCAAUUGGCUUCGAAGUAAUUCGCCCAGUCUCUGGUGGAAUUGAUAGAUUGUUUUUCUUGCGUGGAAAGAAGCCCAGCAAUAUCCUUACGGCCGAUGAAAAGGCAAAUGUUGGUGUGGAAGAGGGACCUGCAACGGAUGCUGACUUGGAGAAAGUGAAGCGCCAAAGUUCAUCUAGUGAUGAUAACUCCGCUUUGGCUGACUUGAAGUCGAAAGAUCUUUUCUGCUGGAAGCAGGUCGACUAUGUCAUUCCCUAUGAUGGUGGUGAAAGAAAACUUUUGGAUAGUGUUUCCGGAUUCUGCGUACCGGGUAAGUUAACUGCAUUGAUGGGCGAGUCUGGUGCCGGAAAGACUACCUUAUUAAACGUUUUGGCUCAAAGAGUUGAUAUGGGUGUUAUUACUGGCGAUAUUUUGGUGAACGGUAAGCCGCUUGAUGGCUCUUUCAGUCGUCGUACUGGUUACGUUCAACAGCAAGACAUUCAUUUAUCCGAGGCAACGGUAAGAGAAGCACUUAGAUUCUCUGCCCAAACCAGAAGGUCUAACGAUGUUUCCGACGAAGAAAAAUUCGACUACGUGGAGAAAAUCAUUGGGAUCCUUGAGAUGGAGGAAUAUUCUGAUGCAAUCGUUGGUAAUCUUGGAUCUGGUCUCAAUGUCGAGCAACGUAAAAAGUUAACUAUUGGAGUUGAAUUGGUUGCUAAACCAUCCUUAUUGCUAUUCCUUGAUGAGCCCACCUCCGGUUUGGACUCUCAGUCUGCUUGGGCAAUUGUGAAACUUUUGAGAGAUCUCGCUUCAGCUGGUCAGUCAAUUCUUUGCACUAUCCAUCAACCUUCGGCUACGUUGUUCGAAGAGUUUGAUCGUUUAUUGCUCUUGAGAAAGGGUGGUCAAACUGUUUAUUUCGGUGAUAUUGGAGAGCGCUCGAGAGUUAUCCUCGACUACUUCGAAAAGAAUGGUGCCAGAAAAUGUUCAGAAGCGGAAAAUCCUGCUGAGUACAUUUUAGAAGCAAUUGGUGCUGGUGCCACUGCCACCACAUCUCAGAAUUGGUUUGAUGUUUGGACUAGAUCGCCAGAAAAGGUUGCCGCCGAGAAGGAGAUCGAUCGCCUUAUAGACGAAGGCAAGCUGAAAUCUAGUCUCUCUGAGAAGGAGCUCAAGGCCUUGCAGAACCCAUAUGCCACUUCAAUCAUGUACCAAUACCUCCUUCUUAUCAAGCGUAUUGCGUUGGUCUAUUGGAGAAAACCUCUGUACGUCAUGGCGAAGUUGUCUUUGAUGACCAUGAGCGGUUUAUUCAUUGGAUUCACUUUCUUCGGUUUGAAGUCCUCUCUUACAGGAAUGCAAAAUGGUAUGUUCUGUGCUUUCUUGUCUGUGGUCGUCUCCGCUCCUGUCAUCAACCAGAUUCAGGAACAAUGUAUUGCGCUUCGUGAAGUGUUUGAAGGCAGAGAAAGACUUUCAAACAGUUAUCGUUGGUGGUUACUUCCAUUGGCUCAAUUCGUCGUUGAGAUUCCAUACAACUUUUUCUGUGCCGCCGUGAUGUUCGUCUCGCUUUACUUCCCAACAAGAGCAGAUUUCUCUGCUCCUCACUCCGGUGUGUUUUAUUUGACGCAUGGAAUCUUCUUGCAGCUAUUUAACAUUACCUUCGGUUUCAUGCUUGUUUACAUGGCUCCCGAUGUUCAAUCUGCCGCAGUGUUGGUUUCAUUCUUCUACGCCUUCAUCGUGUCGUUCUCUGGUAUUGUGCAGCCAAAGGAUUUAAUGCCAGGUUUCUGGACUUUUAUGAACAAGGUGAGUCCUUACACCUACAUUAUUCAGAACUUGGUUGCCUCUUUCCUCCAUAAGAGAAAGGUCCAUUGUGCCGACUCUGAACUCUCCAGAGGCGCUCCUCCUAAUGGUCAGACUUGUGGUGAAUAUUUGGGUGACUUCAUUGAGAGAUCUGGUGGUUACUUGGUGGACCCUAGCAGUACUACUCAAUGCGAGUACUGCCAGUACACCGACGCUGAUCAAUAUCUUGCAACUAUCCAGACCAGCUACUCCAACAUUUGGCGUAAUGUUGGCUUCUUUUGCGCCUACAUUAUUUUCAACCUCUUCGCCUGUCUUUUCUUGUACAAGGUGAUAAGACUCACGAGGUGGACGCUUCCGUCCUUCAAGUUUAAGAAACACUGA
Messenger RNA from Candidozyma duobushaemuli, 4416 nucleotides. RefSeq names its product ATP-binding cassette transporter (gene SNQ2). The coding region runs from base 1 to 4416 and encodes 1471 amino acids. NCBI's taxonomy places the organism in Eukaryota, Fungi, Ascomycota, Pichiomycetes, Serinales, Metschnikowiaceae. The transcript has a single exon. The record is from RefSeq and is a predicted model, not a curated record. Gene Ontology annotation, molecular function: ATP hydrolysis activity; ATP binding; ABC-type transporter activity. Gene Ontology annotation, cellular component: membrane. Gene Ontology annotation, biological process: transmembrane transport.